AUGGCCGCUUCACUCCGCUCAUCGAUCGGUCUUUUACUCGUGGUUGCCGGUAUCUUUUCCAGCGCCGCCGAUGCUGCCGGCAAUCUGCGCCAUACCUCGCGGAGCUUGCAGACGUACACGCAGACCGACGGCUACCAGACCAAAAUGCUGGAGCUCGUGAACGAGCAGCGCGCGGCCAACGGCCUGUCGUCGCUGUGCAUGAACAGCAAGCUGGCAGCCUCUGCGCUGCGGCACUCCGAAGACAUGGCCGCAAAGGACUACAUGGCCCACAACGGCUCGGAUGGCUCCACCAUGGAGGAGCGCAUCACUGAAGCGGGGUUCAUCUGGACCGCUGUCGGGGAGAACGUCGCUGCCGGCCAGGAGACCGUCUCGGACGUCAUGACGGCCUGGAUGAACUCGCCCGAGCACAAGGCCAAUAUCCUGGGCGACUACAAGAUGUUCGGCACGGCCUACGCGUACAGCGCCGACACGACUUACCAGCACUACUGGACCCAGGACUUCGGCACGGGCGACGACGAGUCCUGCGAGAGCAGCAGCAGCAGCGGCAGCACCGCUGCCAGCAGCACGGCCAGCUCGGACUCCACCGACCAGACGCAGCAGCAGGACUCCACGCAGCAGGACGAAGUGGCCGGCGAGGCUUCCACCGAAUCCACGACGACGUCGCCAAUCAUCCAGGAAACCUCGACGCCGGUCACGACGGCACCCUCCAGCACGACCGCGACCCCCAUUGCCACAACGGCAACCCCUGUCGCCACCACUGCGGCCCCGAGCACCGGGUGCAAGGCCCGGCGAGUGUAAGCAAGUGU
Phytophthora sojae is the source of this 806-nucleotide messenger RNA. RefSeq lists its product as hypothetical. Bases 1 to 798 code for a protein of 265 amino acids. The transcript has a single exon. NCBI's taxonomy places the organism in Eukaryota, Oomycota, Peronosporomycetes, Peronosporales, Peronosporaceae. The record is from RefSeq and is a predicted model, not a curated record.